AUGGGUAACCAGAUGAGUGUUCUACAGAGAGAAGAAGACCCAGAGAAUGAAGCAGAAGGAGAGACUUACAAGGUGGCAGAGGACAGUCAGUGCGCUCCAAAUGGGGUCACGGUGGUGGUGUCAACCCACACCGUCCAACACUUCGAUGAAGUUGACUUGGGAAGAAGCAUCAAGGAAGAUAAUGUGGCCACUUCUUCCCCCAAGACGACGGCGACGAACGCUGCUGCGGAUGCCAACGGAAAGAAUCUUGGGAAGGAGGCCAAACCCGAGGCACCAGCUGCUAAAUCGAGUUUUUUCUUGACGCUCUCUCGGCCUGUACCAGGACGUACCGGAGACCAAGCCACGGAUUCAUCCAUUGGGUCAGUGGCGCUCAAUGUCAGCUCCAGCGAAGCUUCGGCAGACAAAGGCCCGAGUGACAGCCGGGCGCUUCCGGGAGCAGGUGCAGCCGGCCACGCAGCAGAUAAAACCCCCGGGCCCGCCACGGCCGGCCACCAGGCCCUCCCCGCCGCCACGUGGGACCCCGCGCCGCUCCCACCGGAGGCCGAGCGAGCAGCGCCCUCCAAGCCCAAGGACUCCAGCUUUUUUGAAAAAUUCUUCAAACUGGACAAGGGACGGGAAGAGGUGCCUGUGGAGAGCCGGCAGGACCCCGAGAGGGCGGCGCGCCCAGGCGAGGAGGGCGAGGUCCCUGGAGCGUCUGGCCUGUCUCAUGCUGCCCCCGGAGGGAAGGACUUAGUCGGAGGCAAAGGAAAAGAAGAAGAACUAGGAACCGUGAAUUGUUCUGUCCCUGGGGACACAGAAGGGCCGGACAUUGCUAAGGACUCCCGGACGACGGAGGCAGAGGAGAGUGAAAAUUCCAUCAUGAGUUUCUUUAAAACUCUGGUUUCACCUAACAAAGCAGAAACAAAAAAAGACCCAGAAGACACGGCAUCCAAAGCAGAGAGUGUGUGUGAUGGACAAGCCGGUCAGAAGACCUCGGAGAUCCAGGCUAAAGGCACCAGGAAAAAGCACCUGGAUAGCCCCAGGCUAGGACUUGCCUUUAGAAAAUUCUUUAGGCACAAGGGUGCUGAAAAGUCACCCACCACUUCCACCGACCUUAAGUCAGACAAAGCCAACUUUACACCCCAGGAGACCCCCAGGGCAGCCAAGAAUCCCAAAGGCAGCAACUCUUCAGGUCACGUGCAAUCUGCGACGUCCCCUGAGACGGUGAAGGAAGGUGUCAAGGAGAAAUCGGGACCCACCUCUCUGCCUCUGGGCAAACUGUUCUGGAAAAAGUCAGUUAAAGAGGACUCAGUCCCCACAGGUGCAGAGGAGAACGUGGUGUGUGAAUCACCAGUAGAGAUUAUAAAGUCGGAGGAAGUAGACUCAGCCUUACAAACAGUGGAUCUCAGCGAAGGGGGUGCCGCUACGCCCGAACCCGGGGAAGUAAAACUCAGAAGAGAAGACAGCAAACCUCCAAGAACCUCGCUGAUGGCGUUUCUCAGACAGAUGUCAGUGAAAGGGGAUGGAGGGAGCACCCGCUCAGAAGAAAUAAAUGGGAAAGACUCCAGCUACCAAACAGCGGACUCCGCAGAGAAGCCAGUCACCCCGCCAGAGCCAGAACCCACCGGAGUCGCGCCGAAGGGCAAAGAGGCCUCCUCCAAGGACAAGAAGUCGGGGGCCGAGGGGAGCAAGCGCAAGAACAGCAAGCCCGAGGCCAGAGAGUCGGCGCAGUGCCCGGGGCCGGCCGCGGGGGACGCCAACUCCAACUCCCUGCCGGACGGAGACAAGCCCCAGAAGAGGCCCGAGAAGCGGCGGCAGUCCCUGGGCGGCUUCUUUAAGGGCCUGGGACCAAAGCGGAUGUUGGACGCUCAAGUGCAAACGGACCCUGUAUCCAUCGGACCAGUUGGCAAAUCCAAGUAA
This is a messenger RNA of Otolemur garnettii (small-eared galago), 1899 nucleotides long. It is a transcript of the gene BCAS1, whose product is annotated as breast carcinoma amplified sequence 1. The transcript is spliced from 12 exons. Bases 1 to 1899 code for a protein of 632 amino acids. Lineage: Eukaryota; Metazoa; Chordata; Mammalia; Primates; Galagidae. The record is from RefSeq and is a predicted model, not a curated record. Gene Ontology annotation, biological process: myelination.